Messenger RNA from Diceros bicornis minor, 945 nucleotides. Its product is annotated as olfactory receptor 5P76-like. The coding region runs from base 1 to 945 and encodes 314 amino acids. Gene Ontology annotation, biological process: G protein-coupled receptor signaling pathway; sensory perception of smell. Gene Ontology annotation, molecular function: G protein-coupled receptor activity; olfactory receptor activity; odorant binding. The transcript has a single exon. Lineage: Eukaryota; Metazoa; Chordata; Mammalia; Perissodactyla; Rhinocerotidae. Gene Ontology annotation, cellular component: membrane. The record is from RefSeq and is a predicted model, not a curated record.
AUGGAUGCCCUCGCAGAUGGAAACCACACUGAAGUGACACAAUUCAUUUUAUUGGGCUUAAUUGAUGACCCGAUCCUUCGAGUCAUUCUCUUCAUGAUCAUCCUGUGUAUCUAUCUAGCGACAAUAUCUGGCAAUCUCAGCACAAUCAUUCUUAUCAGAAUCUCUUCUCAGCUCCAUCAGCCUAUGUAUUUUUUUCUGAGCCACUUGGCUUUUACUGACAUGGGUUUAUCAUCUACUGUCACACCCAAUAUGCUUGUAAGCUUCCUGGUGGAGAGAAAUACCAUCUCCUAUUUUGGAUGUGGCAUCCAGCUUAGUUUUGUUGCUUUCUUUGGGACAAUUGAGUGCUUCCUUCUGGCUGCCAUGGCCUAUGAUCGCUUUAUGGCAAUCUGCACCCCAUUGCUUUAUUCCACCAAAAUGUCCAGAGAAGCUUCUGUUCAGUUGCUCACAGUGGCUUACGUAGGUGGUUUUCUCAAUGCUUUGACCGUUAAUAUAUCCUUCUUUACUUUACUCUUCUGUGGACCAAACAGAGUCAAUCAUUUUUUCUGUGAUUUUGCUCCUUUAGUUGAACUCUCUUGUUCUGACGUCAGUAUCUCCGCAGUUCUUCCCUCAUUUAUUGCUGGCUCCAUCAUUGUGAUCACAGUGUUUGUCAUAGCCUUCUCCUACGUCUACAUCCUCAUCAUCGUCCUGAAGAUGCGCUCCACUGAGGGGCGCCAGAAGGCCUUCUCCACGUGUGCCUCACACCUCACAGCAGUCACUCUGUACUUUGCAACCAUCACAUUCAUUUAUGCAACCCCCAAGUCCUGUUACUCAACUGACCAGAACAAAGUGGUGUCUGUGUUCUACAUGGUGGUGAUCCCCGUGUUGAACCCCCUCAUCUACAGUCUCAGGAACAAUGAGAUUAAGGGGGCUCUGAAGAGAGAGCUUGCUAGAAAAAUAUUUUCCUAG